AUGGACAAAACUGGCAAGAAGGAACUAUCAAAGGCCAUAACACUCAAUCCUCACCAGUUACACAAUUUGAUCAUUGAGCGCUCAACUCCAUUUGCUAUUGCUUUUUUUUCGAGAACAGAAUUCUCGACCUCCGACAUUGAAAACCGCGUUCUCGCGGUAAAAACGUUGGGUGUUGAAAGAAGCAUGUUUGCUACGAGUAAACGCGAGCGAUGGCGACAACAAAACGUGAACAUGGCAUUCUUAGAAUUGAGGAAAAUCCUUCCCACGUAUCCGCCAGACAAAAAGCUCUCUAAGGUCGAUAUUUUGCGACGUAGCAUCAAGUACAUACGGUUUCUGGACAGCGUUUUAAAAGAGAUGGACAAAUUAGAGAAAAAUGAGGAAGACAGGUUUACCGGUGAAGUUAUGAAUUUAACGGCAUCUAGUGGAAACGAGGCGUCGUUCUCAACAAGUUUUUCUUGUUGUCAUUUCAAGGAAUAA
This is a messenger RNA of Porites evermanni, 477 nucleotides long. The record is from the annotation of a GenBank genome assembly. NCBI's taxonomy places the organism in Eukaryota, Metazoa, Cnidaria, Anthozoa, Scleractinia, Poritidae.